GGGCGAUACUGUUGAGGAGGCACUCCUUCUCCUUUAUCUCCAGCUCCACUUCUCCCACACACAGGGCAAAUACAGGAGCAGCUUAAAUAAACAUAGACACCAACCCCGAUGGCUGACAUGAAUGCUACACAGACUCCUGAGGCGAACCAACACAGUUCUUGGCAGGAGGCAGCCAAAGGAGUGGAAAUCACAGUGACCGUGCUCAUCUUCGUGGUGGGUGUAUCUCUGAAUGGGCUGGUGGUCUGGGUUCUUGGACUGCGGCGUAAUCGUCACCUGGUCCGCAGAGGCAGCGGCGAGGAGACACGAGCUGCCAGCAGUUUCCGUGUCUAUGUGCUGAACCUGGCCCUGGCGGACCUGGUCCUCCUCCUCCGUACUCCUCUCAUGCUGGGCUACCUGGCUCACAAUAGGAGCUGGCCUUUUGGUGUAGUCCUCUGCCAUGUGAUCGUGUUCCUGCGGGGUCUAGGCUUGUACGCCUCGGCCUUCCUGCUCUGCGCCGUGUCCCUGGAGAGAUGCCUGUGUCUGCUGAGGCCUGUGUGGGCUCGGCUGCGUCGCCCCCAUUGGGCUGUUCCUCUGGCCUGUGGUAUCCUAUGGGUGGUAGCCAUCAUCCUGUCUACACCUUACCUCUUCAGUGCAGGCCUGGUACAAAAGAAUGGGACCAACCAGUGCAUGGAGAGUGAGGGGUUUUACAUGGCCCUGUUUGUGACCGAGACUGUAGCAGGUUUAAUUUUGCCUCUACUCAUGUUCUUGGGAAGUAACCUGGCUGUUCUACUCAGCAUUCAACAAGCAGUACCUCCAACACCUACGUCGUCCACCCCUUCAAAUGCUCGUAGGAUGACCAGGAUGUACCAUGUGCUCUUCUUCACCAUGCUCUUCUUCCUCACCUGCUGGGUACCCUACUUCGUUUGUCGGUUCCUGCGGGCCUUGGCUGUGAGUCGGCCUGAGCGGGCUGCCCUCUAUAAGGGGGCAGCAAAAGGCACAUAUAUAGCCCUGUACCUGGUCUACAUCAAGAGUGCUCUUAACCCUGUGCUGUAUGUGUUUGCUGCCCGAGGCUUAAGCCGGGCCAUCCGACUUUCACUUGUCUCCACGAUUGAAAAGCUUUUCAAUGAUGACUCCACAGAGUCCCUACGUAGGAAGUCACUGAAGAACUCACAGAUGUAAAAACUCUUCAGUGUAUUUGUAGCAUAAAACCAUCAGUGCCUUUUUAAGGUUUCUGUAUGUUCCAACAAGUUAAAAUUCCAGACUUUUUGAGACCACUAUGAAAACUAUUUGAUCUGUGUUACAUCCCACUAUGCCAGGACAUUGGUGGCGCUCCCAGUGUGAGUGAAGAACCACACUGCAGAUCAACCUGACUUCCCAUGCAUCUCAAAAGUCUUUAUAUCCAUAAUUCCUGAGUUGAGUCAUUUCUAGCAGAAAAUGCAGCUGACUCCAAGUUCAGUAUUCCCAACAGGCUUGCAAAAAGCAAUAAAUCAAAUUGUUAAAAGCCUAAAAUUCACAGAAAUUUUGGACUAUUUAUGAGCCCACAAUGUAGAACAUCUUAAAUAUAAUUUUAAAUGACUGUUUGCACAGACAUUCAUCUACUUUCUGAAGCACUUAGUGCAUAUGAGGGUCAAAGGGGUGCCACAGCCUGUCCUGGCUACCAAUGGGUGAAGGUGGAAUACACCCUGGACAAGUCGCCAGUUCAUCAUAGACAAACAACCAUUCACUCCGAUGCACAAUUGUAAAGUGACCAUUUCGCCUAGUAAAUGGGUAAAUUUCACACAGAAAGGCCUAUGCUGACUGACACUGAAACUGAACGCAAAUCCUUCCUGUGAGGCAGUAGUGCCAACCACUGCACCACCUAUUUGCACAAACAUACAGUCUGUACAGUAAAAGGUGUUCUAAGUAAAGCGAAGCAAAAGGAUUCAAACCAGCACUGGGUCUUAAAAACAACAGUAAAACAGAGAAGAAAUUCUGUGAUCUUGCCCUCUGUAGAUGAGCUGGAUAAAUGGUUUGAACAAAUAAGGGGUCAUAGUUGGACCACAUGCUUUUCACACCUACAGACCUCAUCCUUCCUUCGGAGGUACUUGAAAAGCUUAACAACAGGAACCUAUUUAAUCACCAACUACAGAGAAAAAAAAAUGUGAUGAACAAUUUGCUUUGGCUGAUCUCCUAAAAAUAAACAAACUUAAUGAAUAAAUAGCCAGAUGUAUUCAGAUAGGUGGACGUGUUGUUCAGGAAGGAGACAUACGACUCAUUCAAGUGAAACCAAAGGCAACAGCAUGUUUUUAUACUGUGACUUACAAAGUGAUGGUGUCAUCAGAUAAAGUUGACGGACUUCAAGAAUACUGUUUCUGUUGCAGCAUGCCAAAAGCAGUGUCAUAACUGGGUGUAAAAAUUCAUUCAUGACUCAUCUUGCCUCUUGGAUACAGCGGUGGAAACAGCCUCGAGGCCUAAGUGAACACAGCAUCAGUUUCCUGGCUUCAAGGAAAUAUCAAAUCAUGAAGAUCUCCUCAAUAUACACGACAUACCUGCACGAUGAAGCAUGUCUCCAUGAGGUCCAAGGACGUAGACACUGAAUCGACUUUAACAUCUGCUGUGACUCAGAUUCAGUCAGUGUCUACAUGUCACAGGUUGUACCCAAAAAACUCCACAGUGGACAUCUACGAGGACUGAAGACAAACAUCCCGUUAACAUAUUACCCAUGUUAACAUAUCGUUUGCUUCAUAGCAUAAUUGACUAAGUCGUACACUAUAUGGACAAAAGUACUGGGACACAUUGAACUCAGGUGUUUCUCUUCUAGCAGGGGUCUAGGCAACAAAACAAUAACAACAAAUGACAAUAUAAUUUUAUAUUGUGAUACAUAUAUUGAUUAUUAAUAUUGAUGUUUAUAUCUCAAAUUAACAUGAACAGGACAUCUUACAGCUGUAGCCAUGAUG
Molecule: messenger RNA, 2915 nt
Organism: Sphaeramia orbicularis (orbiculate cardinalfish)
Lineage: Eukaryota; Metazoa; Chordata; Actinopteri; Kurtiformes; Apogonidae
Product: C3a anaphylatoxin chemotactic receptor
Exons: 3
Coding region: 109-1158 (349 amino acids)
Biological process (GO): phospholipase C-activating G protein-coupled receptor signaling pathway; positive regulation of cytosolic calcium ion concentration; complement receptor mediated signaling pathway
Cellular component (GO): plasma membrane
Molecular function (GO): G protein-coupled receptor activity; complement component C5a receptor activity
Source: RefSeq, a predicted model, not a curated record